GCUGGAUUGCUGCUAGUGUGUGAAGUAGCCGCUGCUCCCGCACCACAGAUACAGUGGCUCAAGAACGGAGAACCUUUCAUAGAUUAUGAAGAGGAAGCGAACGAGAUCCCGACUGUGUCUAGCAACGUGGCUCGCCUGGUCAGCAAGCUAGUAGUGUCGGCGGCGCGCGACGGAGACGUCUUCACAUGCGACGCCAACAACGGCCUCAAGGAGGUCACCGCCUCCACCACUGUUUAUACUGAAAAUGAACUUUCCCCUCAACUGUUAUUGGGUAAACUAUUCCCACUACCAUCGAAGCCUGUGAUAACGCUGCACUACGAGGAGAUCGUGUUGCCCUCCGGCGACCUGCUGAUAGUGGAGCUGCAGUGGGGGGACAUGGGGGAGUGGACGUGCUCGGCGCGCAGCGCGCAGGGGAAGGACACCGCCACCACCUUCGUCUACCCUUCCAAGCCAAAGAAACAGUAAUCUAAAACUGAAACGGAAUGGAUUAAAAAAAGUUACCCGCCGAUUGCUAUGAAAUUCUCCAUGUUCCUAGUAAACAUAAUAUUUUAAUAUAAAUAUAUUUAAUUUAUUGUUAGUUGUAAAAGCUCCUGUAAAUGCAUAAUUAAUUUUAUUUUUAUAUUUUGUGCCAAUUUUAGAUUAAGUUUAGUUCAGUGAACCAGAAUGCAUUUAUUUAGUUUUAAAAU
Papilio polytes (common Mormon) is the source of this 686-nucleotide messenger RNA. Its product is annotated as neural/ectodermal development factor IMP-L2-like. The annotation marks the transcript as partial. The record is from RefSeq and is a predicted model, not a curated record. Gene Ontology annotation, biological process: dendrite self-avoidance; homophilic cell-cell adhesion; axon guidance. Gene Ontology annotation, cellular component: plasma membrane; axon. NCBI's taxonomy places the organism in Eukaryota, Metazoa, Arthropoda, Insecta, Lepidoptera, Papilionidae. The transcript is spliced from 5 exons. Gene Ontology annotation, molecular function: cell-cell adhesion mediator activity.